This is a messenger RNA of Corticium candelabrum, 3309 nucleotides long. RefSeq lists its product as uncharacterized. The coding region runs from base 1 to 3309 and encodes 1102 amino acids. The transcript is spliced from 18 exons. NCBI's taxonomy places the organism in Eukaryota, Metazoa, Porifera, Homoscleromorpha, Homosclerophorida, Plakinidae. The record is from RefSeq and is a predicted model, not a curated record. Gene Ontology annotation, molecular function: ADP binding; protein binding.
AUGCCGCUGGAACCACUUCUGUGGGAGGGAAAUCAACAAUCAGCAAUUGAAGUGGAAGAGUUACAAGGACAGAGAAUUGAACAAGAUCGUUUGGAAGAGGUACAAGAACGAACUGAACAAGGUCAUUUGGAAGAAUUACAAGAAGAGGCUCCCAGAAGAACAACUAUUCCUGGACACCAGUCAGUGUUGAUGUCGAUUUUAGAUCACAUGUCGUUUUCCUAUGAAAUCUUGCAGUGCUUUUACUUUCUCUAUCAAGGUAAAGCUUUUGUCUGGGAGCAGAAAACUCUGAUAGUUCAAAGCGAUCUAUUUGUUCUACCAAAGAAUCUCAGAUACAAGCACAUGCAGUCACAAGUUCAGUUGAAGGUUAAAGGCUGGACCCUUGGAGAUCAUAAGACUCAGAAAAUUGGAAACAGAGCCUUUCUUAACAAUGAAUGUGCCGUCAUCAAGAUACCAAAUAGACAAUUGAAUGUCACUCGUGUUUCCGAAGUCAAAUUUCCCCGUGAACUGGAAGCUUUGAAUUUUCCAGUAUUUUCUGGACGACAGAAAGAACUGAACGAAAUAGAAACAAAGUUGUGGGGAGAGAAAGAGAAACGUUCAAUCAUGAGACGAAUAUUGUUUGUGUCAGGUAAGGGGGGAGUAGGAAAGACACAUCUCAUAGCAAAAUACGCUCAACAAUGCAGAAGUUCUUACAAAGGUGGAGUAUAUCUCUUUAACGCACAAUCCAUUCUGUCUUUCCAUCAAUCGCUCAAGAUUAACAUUGCUAUGACUUACGAGAGAUCAGCAGAAUGGGAUUUACUAUCGGAGUACAACAUUUUCCUGCGGCAGCUAGAACAAACCGGAAAUGUGUUAGUCGUGUACGACAGCUGCGACAAAUUGGAAGUUAUCGAAACACUCUUACCGACACAAGCUAAACAUAUUCAUGUCAUCGUGACGACGAGAACACGUGGCGGUCACGUUCUUCUCGAUGCCAAUCGUGACAGAGUCGUUCACGUCGACGUACUAGAACCGAAUGAUGCCGUCGAAGCUCUCAUGAAAUGGAAAGGAAACGGGGAAAGCGUUUAUGACGUCGACGACGAUCUCAAAGAGAAGUCCGGUGCUGAAGUUCUAGUUAAUCUUCCACAGAUUGGUCGCCUGCCAUUGGCUAUUCGUCACGCUGGACUAUAUCUAAGGGAGAAGAAGAUUAGUUGUGACGAAUUCGGAGAAUUGCUUGAUAACAGAAAAGAAAAACUGAGAACGAUAGGAAACGAUGUGAAGGAAAUUGUAAAAUAUUGUGGCUUGCAACAUGUUGCCAACGCACUCGAAGAGGAAGGGAUGGCGAAUGUGAGAGACUUUGUGCAAAUUGACUUAUCCCGACUGCAAACGUCAUUUCGCAUAAGACCACGUGAACUAGAACAGCUCGGAAGAAUGAAAGAGAAACUGAAGACAGCGACGGUUAUGACGUGGGACAUGCAGAUUGAAGAGAUAAUGAAGAAUUCAGACGCAACGAUCAGCGCAAUACUUGAAAUAGCUUCUCUGAUAGACGGGAAAAUGAUUAGUAAACGUUUGCUGUUGAAGAUCGCUUUUAGUGAAGAUGACAAUGACUUAGAUAAUGAGAGAAAGAUGAAUGAGGCCAUUUCUCGUUUGUCAAACGUUUCUCUUUUAAACGAUGGCAUCGAGUUCAGCAUGCACGGUCUGGUGCAACAGAAUGUCGUGGAAGCAAUGAUGAGAGAAGGAACAUUCGCUCGUCGACUGCGUUUACUUUGCAAAUGUCUUGUGGACAUGCUGCCUCGUUCAUGGGACGGCGUUGUGAGAAGUUUGAAGGAGAAGAAAGCGUUGGAUCUGGUCGAUCACGUUUACGUGCUUUCUUCUCAUAUUUUUCAAUCGGAGCAACUGGACGAGGAAUGUUGGCGAUUAUUACAAGUAUCCUGCUUUAUAGCAGGUGCUUAUGGGCAUCUGAAGAAAGAGGAACAUUUGUGUGAAGGAAGACUUGCUUUAGUCAAACGUUUGGAUUCACAACAAAUGGACAAGAACAAGCUGUUAACUUCAUUGAUAGCAGUGGGUGAUGUUCGCAUGAAAUUGUCCAAUCCGCAGGAAGCCGAAAGUCCGCUGAAGGAAGCGUUGGAGAUGAGUAGAGAAUGUGGUGGUCAAAUAGAACCAAGAAUUCAUUGUACAGCUCUGACUUCCAUGGCUGCUUGCAACAAAGAUUUGCGUCAGUUUCAAACAAGUGAGCAGCUCUAUUUCGAAAUACUCAAAUUUGUGGAACAACAAGGAUUAGGACAAGAAUACGUCUCUGUCGUUCUGAACGAUCUGGCAGUGACAUACGAUAAGUUGGGCAAUAUAUCUGCGGCAAUAGAGAACUAUGAAAAGAGUUUGAGUUUGAUGAGAAAACAGUCAAAUGUCAAUCCGUUGAACCUCUCUACAAGUAUCACGAAUCUUGCAUCUCGUUAUGAGCAGAAUGGACAACUUGAGCGAGCUGUCUCUUCUUACGAAGAAGGGUUGACAAUCAUCAGAAAGGAAUUACCGCCUUCUCAUCCGUCUUUAGCUCGGGUAAUGAGUCGUCUGUCUUCUUGCUACCGUCAGCAAGACCGGAGGGAUCGUGCGAUGCCGUUGGCCAAUGAAGCCUUACAACGGGCAUCAUCAUCGUUGCCCAUCAAUCAUGCCGACUUGGGCGAGUAUUUGCAACAAGUUGCUUCAUGUCAUGACGAGUCACGAUUGUAUGAUGAAGCUAUUCGAUUGUAUGAAAGAGCUGCAGAUGUUUUCAGUCAUCAUCUGCCCGCACGAGCAACAUCUUUGUCUGAUGUGAAACAUAACCUCUCCCUCGUCUAUAAUGAUAUUGGACAGAAAGACAAAGCGGUGGAACUCAUGACAGAAAGUCUUAACAUCAAGAGACAAACUUUACCAGAGAAACAUCCGGAUAUUGCUAAAUCUCUCUUGACGCUUGGCGCCAUUCUUCGUUUCAAUGGAUAUUUCGAUGAGGCCGUUGUGCAUAUUGAGUCAGGUCUGUCUAUUCUACAAGAAAAAUUACCGACUAGUCCGUUCAUAGCCGAUGGUCUGUAUAGUCUUGCAUUCAUUGAAACGACACGAAACCAAUUGGUAGAGGCUCAUGGACACGUCACUGGAUGUUUACGUAUACGCCAACAGAUUUACUCAAAGAAACGCAGAAAGAUAGUUGAAGCGCAAACUUUGCUGCGCGAAAUCGACAAGAAGAAACAAUGCUCUGGUUUCACCCAUGGGUCACAAUCAACAAGAAAACGAUCGAGAAAUAGCUUUAGUCAUUUGAUUGUGUCAUCUUGCAUGCUCACUGUUAAACCUAAGCCUUAUAUUCGAUAG